Molecule: messenger RNA, 2155 nt
Organism: Protopterus annectens (West African lungfish)
Lineage: Eukaryota; Metazoa; Chordata; Ceratodontiformes; Protopteridae
Gene: F2
Product: coagulation factor II, thrombin
Exons: 14
Coding region: 106-1941 (611 amino acids)
Biological process (GO): positive regulation of blood coagulation; proteolysis; blood coagulation
Cellular component (GO): extracellular region
Molecular function (GO): serine-type endopeptidase activity; calcium ion binding
Source: RefSeq, a predicted model, not a curated record
AUUUUCUUCUUUUGGUGUUUGUUGGAGCACAUUCAUCAUUAACCAGACGGGGAACAGAGCUUUACCUGCAUCUGCACUCAGUUCUGCUGUAACUCCCAGCUCACCAUGAAGAUAAUCACAGCAGUCACCCUGCUAAAUGCUUUGCUUUUGUGUUUGUUACAGCCCUCUUUAACAAAAAAUGUGUUCCUUGAAAAAAGAGAAGCUGACUCCAUGCUGAUGCGCCAUAAGAGGGCCAACAGCAAAAUGACACCCUUUGAAGAGUUACGAGCUGGUAAUCUGGAACGGGAGUGCUAUGAGGAAGUCUGCAGCAAAGAAGAAGCACGUGAGGUCUUUGAAACACCAGCUUUAACUGACAUAUUCUGGGCAAAUUAUACAGAUUGUGAGUCUUUCGUUUCUAAAAACAGGACCCAUCUGGACACAUGUCUGUCAGGACUAUGUGCAGUGACACAAAUUGGUACAAACUACAUAGGUAAUAUUUCUACAACCAGGUCAGGAAGAGAAUGCCAAUACUGGAACAGCAAUUUCCCUCACAAAUCAGAAUUUAAUGUAAUUCUACACCCAGAACUGCAAAAAAAUUUUUGUCGAAACCCUGACAGGAGCCCUAAAGGCCCCUGGUGUUAUACACGAGAUGCUGUCACGAGACGAGAAGAAUGCGUCAUUCCCAUUUGUGGUGCGCAAGGGACCACUUCCAAAGCAGUUACGAACUCUAUAGCACCGACUUCUCCUAAAGGGGAGUGUGUACCAGACAGAGGAAUGCGCUACAAUGGGACUUUAAAUGUCACUAUUUCUGGGCUCAAUUGCUUAGCAUGGAACUCUCCAAAAGCUUUAGAAAUUGGAGAAAGGGCCAACUUUCCAAAAGAUUUCAUCCUGGAGAAGAAUUAUUGUCGGAACCCUGACAGUGAUGAUGACGGGGUCUGGUGUGUUGUCGAUUCCCCAAACAAGACAAUCGACUACUGCAACCUGCAUUACUGUGGAGAAACCUCUUUGAAAACAGAUGGUGCUGAAGAAACAGAUAUUGGUGGUCGAACUUCAAUUCAAGAGCGAACACUCUUCUUUAAUGAGAAAUUCUUUGGAAAGGGGGAAGCAGACUGCGGCAUUAGGCCAAAAUUUGAAAAAAGUAACAUAAAGGACAAAUCGGAGCAUGAGUUACUAGAGUCCUAUAUUGGUGGUCGAAUUGUAAAGGGCGUGGAUGUGGAAUUUGGCAGUGCACCAUGGCAGGUGAUGCUGUUUCGAAAAAGUCCGCAGGAGCUCCUGUGUGGUGCUAGCCUCCUAAGUGAUCAGUGGGUGUUAACAGCCGCACACUGCAUUUUUUACCCUCCCUGGGACAAAAACCUCACAACUAAUGAUAUUCUUGUCCGUAUUGGAAAACAUUUACGUACAAAGUAUGAAAGGGGCCAGGAAAAGAUUGUGGAACUGGAUCAAAUUAUUGUUCAUCCUAAAUAUAACUGGAAGGAAAAUAUGGACCGCGAUAUUGCACUCCUGCACCUAAAGUAUCCCAUUGAGUUCAGCAUAAACAUACAUCCGAUCUGCGUAACCAACAAAGAAAUCGUUCAGAGUCUUAUGGUAGCUGGCUAUAAGGGACGUGUGACCGGAUGGGGUAACCUGAAAGAGGUGUGGGUUAGCUCACCUAGCAACAUGCCUCAGAUUCUUCAGGAAAUCAACUUACCCAUUGUAGACCAGGAUGUGUGCAGAAGCUCAACCAAGAUCCCCAUUACUGACAACAUGUUCUGUGCAGGUUACUCCUCUAAAGAAAAAGGUAGUGGUGAUGCUUGUGAGGGAGACAGUGGAGGUCCUUUUGUCAUGAAGAAUCCAUUAGAUGGUCGCUGGUACCAAGUUGGAAUUGUUUCCUGGGGAGAAGGAUGUAACCGGGAAGACAAAUAUGGAUUUUAUACUUUCCUGUUUAGGCUCAGAAAAUGGAUGAAAAAAGUUAUGGAGUCCUGAUAUGCCAUUCCUUACUAAGAAGCAAAGAAUUUUCCUCUAUUUUGUCUUUUUUAUAAUUGUAUAUUUUUUCUGAAAUGUAUGAACUGUGACAACAUACAGAAAAAAAAGCACAGGUGCUGUUUUGCAAUUAAGAACUCAAAUCUAUUACUAAAAGUAGUUCUAAUAUUCAUUUUUGUUUCUUUUUCCUUUGUACAAAAUAAACAGUUAAUUUACA